Molecule: messenger RNA, 2193 nt
Organism: Cryptomeria japonica (Japanese cedar)
Lineage: Eukaryota; Viridiplantae; Streptophyta; Pinopsida; Cupressales; Cupressaceae
Product: disease resistance protein Roq1-like
Exons: 6
Coding region: 1-2193 (730 amino acids)
Biological process (GO): signal transduction; defense response
Molecular function (GO): ADP binding
Source: RefSeq, a predicted model, not a curated record
AUGGAAGAAGUGGAACCCAAAGAUAACGAGGAAACCGAAGUGAAUUCUGAGAAGGAAAUGAACAAAGACUCUGAGAAAGACCUGACUGAGGAUAGAGAUAGCGAGGACAAGGAAGGGUUGAUGACAGUAAUGUUUUAUCUUUUUCAAAUGGCAAGAUGCUGUCGUGAUGCGCGUGUCGCCAAUCCGAUGCGAGAAAUUUCGAUGCCCCACGACUGUGCGAAGAAACGAUAUUAUCACCGCUCUAUAAAUAAUAGCUGUUUGUCUACCCUUUUAUCGAAUCGAGGAUUCAUGGCUUCAACUUCCUCAUAUCCGCAGAAAAGAUCAAUUGUCAGUCCUAAAGUAUAUGAUGCAUUCAUUAGCUACCGGGGCACUGAUGUCGAAGACACCCUUGCUAAAGAGCUGCAUGACCACCUUAAGGACAGACUCUGCCAGGCAUUUGUAGACCGUGAAGAGACAGAAGGAGAAGAUUCUAUUCCAUCUGCAAUUCACAAUGCCAUAUGCACAUCUGUGGUCCAAAUAGCCAUUUUUUCAAGAAGAUAUGCAGAGUCCCCGUGGUGCUUAGACGAGCUCGUUCUUAUAUUGCAACAAACUGACGCCCUCUUUAUACCUGUCUUCUAUGAUGUCCAACCGUGGGAGCUACGCUACAUCGACAAUGACAAAUCACAGUAUGCUGCGGCAUUUUCUAAUUAUUGGAGUAAAGGGAGGAAUCUUGAUAAGCUUGAUAAAUGGAAAAGCUCCCUGGAAUCUGCUUCAAAUAUAUCUGGUUAUGAACAAAGCGAGCACAAAGACAAUUUGUGUGAAAGGAUUGUGUCCCGUGUGCUGCAAGAAAAGGAAAAGAGGGCCCUGUUACCUGUUGCGAAAUAUCCGGUUGGACUUGAUGAACUCGUCGAAGAUUUUGAAAGGUCUUGUUCAAAGGCAGCAAGGGACAGGGUCACGAUAGUAGGGAUCUUUGGACUUGGGGGGUCUGGCAAGACCACCCUGGCAAAAGAAUUGUAUAACAAUAAGCGUUCAGGCUACGAUGCAUCAUGCUUUUUCUCUCAUGUGAGAAAAUCGCAUGCCAAUAGUGCUUUACCUUCCAUGCAAAGUAAGCUCUUCUAUGAUCUCUUUCAUGAAGAUCGAAAGUUUGGCGAUACUACUGAAGGAAUAGGACAGCUGGAGCAUCGUCUCAGAAAGGCAAAGCAUUUGCAUUUUCUUAUUGUCCUCGAUGAUAUUGAUCAUCGAGACCAUGUAGAUACCCUGUUACCUGAAGCUAUGCUGAGCUCUGAUAGCCUGGUAAUUAUUACAACCCGUGACCAAAGUGUGUUAACGGGUGUAGAUAUCCAUUAUAGGAUGAAGGGGAUGAAUUGGGAUCGUGCUAUAAAUCUUUUCAGUAGCCAUGCUUUAGGCAGACCGAAUCUACCUCUAUCUCCUACAUAUGAGAAUUUGAAUGAAAGCUUCGUGAAAUUCUGUGGAGGUUUACCCCUCGCACUUAGAGUUUUGGGCGACCAUCUUUAUGGUAAGAAUGAAGAUGAUUGGGAGUUGGAAUUGGAAAAAGUUAUGGAUACCCAGCCCAUGGAUAUAAUGCAAAGCCUUAAAAUCAGCUUUGAUGGUCUGGACAGUCAGGAGAAACAGAUAUUUAUAGACAUUGCUUGUUUUUCCAAUAAGAAGACAGGAUAUCUAGUUAAAAAUGUGGCCAUAUCAAUCUGGAAUGCAUCCGGUUGGGACGUUGAGCAUGCAGUUCAAACCCUGCAAGAUAGGUGCCUAGUUGAACUGAGCAAGGAUGAUGAGUUUCAAAUGCAUGAUCACGUCCACAAUCUAGGAAGACAAUUGGCAGACCCUCCUCGGUUGUGGAAUUCAGAGGUUCUUAGAUCUAUGGAAGCAAAGGGAUUUAAACAAAUCCUAGAACAAACAAAGUGCAGGUGUUUUCAUUCCUUCAAGGACUCAACCCUUGAAACUGAAAUUUCUUAUUUAAUAGGUAGUUCGGAUGACUCUUCUGAGACUGAACUCCUGUGGCUUGAACUUGGUAACAAAGAGGGCAUCUUAAAAAGCAUUCCUACAUGGAUUCCUCUACAAAAACUGCGCUAUUUAUCUGUUUCGAACAUCGAAGAAUUGUGGAGCACUUUUCAGCAGCAGAUGCAGACCAAUACCCAGUUUCGAUAUGAGAAUACUGUUCAUCUCACGAUCUCCCCUCGUUGCAAAGUCUUCCAGAUUUAA